Molecule: messenger RNA, 222 nt
Organism: Penicillium mononematosum
Lineage: Eukaryota; Fungi; Ascomycota; Eurotiomycetes; Eurotiales; Aspergillaceae
Exons: 2
Coding region: 1-222 (73 amino acids)
Source: RefSeq, a predicted model, not a curated record
AUGUGGCGAUGUGGAGAAAAAUCCUCCAAAUGGCCGCUGUGGCGGCCCUUACUACUUUAUCUGCUGUGCACGGCGUUCGUCAGAAGCUUUGGCGAUAAAACAUGGUCUAUCUCGAUUCCCGAACUCUCUCGGAACACCUUAGGCGGUAGUGUCUUUGAACAUAUCCAAAACAGCACUCUUGGGGUUAGAAAUUGCCCACCGUCUUAUCGAUUUGGUUGCUGA